UCCGCCCGCAGCCAAUGGCGCUCGGCGGGGCGGCUGCAUGUGGUGCGGGACACAGCGCCGGCCGCCAGCGCAGGAAGGCAGCGGGCUGCGCUCCGCCGCUCCGGGCGCUCCUCCUGCCAGCGGCGGCCCCAGCUGCCCCGCGGUGCCUGCAGCAUGGACUCGGACUCGGCGGAGCUCAGCGAAGGCGAGCUGGUCUCGCCCGCAGGUCCUGAUUAUUUCAGCUCCAAGAAUCUUGCGCUGCAAGCCCAGAAAAAGAUCCUGAGUAAAAUGGCAACCAAAACCAUGGCUAACAUGCUGAUCGAUGACACAAGCAGUGAAAUCUUCGAUGAGCUGUACAAAGUAACUAAGGAACACACCAGAAACAAAAAGGAAGCCCAUAAAAUCAUGAAAGACCUGAUCAAAGUGGCAAUAAAAAUCGGGAUCCUCUAUCGAAAUAAUCAAUUCAACCAGGAAGAGCUGGAGAUCGUAGACAAGUUCAGGAAGAAGCUGAACCAAACUGCCAUGACAAUCGUCAGCUUCUACGAGGUGGAGUACACUUUUGACAGGAACGUGCUGGCCGAACUGCUGAACGAGUGCAAGGAGCUGGUGCACGAACUGGUGGGGCGGCACCUGACGGCGCGGUCCCACGGCCGCAUCAACCACGUCUUCAACCACUUUGCGGACGUGGAGUUCCUGUCCGCGCUCUACAGCCUGGACGGGGACUGCCGGCCCUACCUCAAGAGGAUCUGCAACGGCAUCAACAAACUGCUGGACGAGAAGGUUCUCUGAAACCGCCCUCAAAGGCAAGGAAACAACCAAAAACUUCUCUCUAGAACUGGUCACCCUUCCUAAGCCAUGGUAGGCAAGCAAGCUUCCUUCCCAUCAGUCUUACUACAGUCCCCAGCAGGGCCCAGAAGGUGCUCACCAGGCUCAUGAUGAAGUGGAAAACUUAAAUCAGAAAGCCAUCGAUUUUAAUGUUUUGCUCAGAUAAUUCAGCCUUUUUCAAGGAGCAGAGUGAACAAGGCUGCUGAUGCAUAUUGUUCAGACACAGAUUGCUAUUCACCGUGACCUUGCUAGCUUUGUGUUCAAGGCUGAACAUGUGAACAGAAAGUAAACUCAGAUGCAUGGCUAUGUAAAAAUAGACAGAUGAAGGCAAGAGCAAUGCAUGGAAUUUACCCCCAAGGCCCUUGGUGCGUAUAUUUUUAUUAUUUCCACGCUAACUGAAAAAGCUUUGGCAGAAAGUAGGGCUGUAAUGGAUUAAGUUCACUCCUUUAAAAAGGAUGAGGAAUCAAUAUGAGAAAACAUCUCUGAUUUUACAUGGUAUAUAAAUCUAAUAAGAGAGUAACAAAUCAUACAAAUUGAAGCAGGAGAAAAUCUAAAGAUCUGCUCUAUGAAGCAACAGUUUCAUCAGUUUAGUUUUAUACCUGCUAACAACAGAGAGAAGGUUUCAUUUUAAUUUGAAAAGCAGCUCAGUGGUUCAAGCUCAAAGGCAGAUGCAGUAGUACAGCAGCUUCCCCGCUCUCAGGGCUUGUGUAUUGGGUAACAUCAGGUGAGUUCAGACUGAAGGCUGUGCUGCCUGACAGAACAAAACACUCUUUGUGAAGAUUUUGAAAUUGCCCUUGUGAGGAGCAGCACGCCUGAGACAUCAUUUCCAUCCCUGAUCCUCAAAACAUUCAGCCUAGAUAAAACUCUUGGUUUAAUGUACCCAUGACAUUUGUGCCUACAGUAAAUCAGAGGUGGGAUACAAAGGAACCCCAUCCACUAUUUGUGCAGUGCCUCCAAGUGUAGCAUAUCCACAAUAGUCAAAAGAGAACAGCCUUAGUGACUCUGGUGGGUUUCUGGAGUGAGUUUUUGUUCAGAAUGUUUUCAGUGAAUUUUUUGGGGUUUUUUGAAACAAAGUAUAGAUAUGUCUUCAAACUGAAAACACUUUGCCAAGAAGGAGUGUGUUUUGUAGUUGUGGUUGGACCCAGGGAGUGUGGAGCAGAGUGGAUGCUCUGGCUGCCACUUGCAGAACCUGGGUAGGUGCAGACUGACCCAGAGUGAAAAACACUUGUUCAGAAACCUCUGCUCUCCUUGUCCUCUCCAUCUUCCCUCCAGACAUCUCUAUCUCCUAACCCUGCAGUGGCAGGAACCCUCUCCUUUCAGCUGACACAGAGAGCAGACAGUGCCAUCAUCUGGGGGUAAUACCUUCCACAUCAUCUAUGCUGUAAUAGAGAGAUGCAUGUUGACAAUGCAAGGCAAGAAAUUAUACUUGAAAGCCAUUCCUCUCUAAGGGAACCUUACACGUUGAUCACUCAUUUACCUGUUCCCAGGAGAACUCAUUUGAAGCACAGUAGAAAUGAGACAUUGGCAGAACAGUUUUUAAAGGUGUAAAUUUCCCUCACGCAUUUCCUUUAACCAUUAAAAGUAGAUUUCGUUACAAUGAGGAUGGAAAACUCCUUUGCAACACAGAAAUGAGACAGCAACAUUUGGGGUUGCAAGUUCAGCCAGUUGCAGAGCCAUAUUUACCUGCAUCAUUACCUGCAUUUCUUCCAGGCAUGUACUUGUCAACUGAUGCUUUUAAACAAUAUUUCUUGUAUCCAACGCUCCUGUCCCAGUGCACAUGUCAGAUUUUGUGUGUUUCAUUUGUGGUAAACAAAUUUAAGUUCUUCUUUCAAAGUCAGAAAAAGAUUAUUUAACAUUCAAGAUAUCUAAAGGAAAGGGAUAUCCUGUAUUUGUGACUUUUUGUGUGUUUCAAGUAUCAAUAUUCAGAUCCUGGUAUUUUAAACACACCAGCUGAACAUCUGUUGUUUUAUUUAAAAAUAAUCUGAGUAGCCUUAAGGAAAGAUAUGUUUUCAAGUAUUUCUCAUACUUGCAUAUCCUGUAUAUUCAUUGUUUACUUUUGUACUUGUAGCUUGGUAUGUAAGAACAUUGCUAAAAUAUGGGCAAUGUUAAGUUCACCUUAAAUAUAUUAUGUAUUAUCACAUUUGUGGAUUAAAAAUGUGUGAUUACUGCC
Prinia subflava (tawny-flanked prinia) is the source of this 2974-nucleotide messenger RNA. It is a transcript of the gene TNFAIP8L3, whose product is annotated as TNF alpha induced protein 8 like 3. Gene Ontology annotation, cellular component: cytoplasm. NCBI's taxonomy places the organism in Eukaryota, Metazoa, Chordata, Aves, Passeriformes, Cisticolidae. Gene Ontology annotation, biological process: regulation of apoptotic process. The coding region runs from base 154 to 768 and encodes 204 amino acids. The transcript is spliced from 2 exons. The record is from RefSeq and is a predicted model, not a curated record.